Molecule: messenger RNA, 808 nt
Organism: Trichoplusia ni (cabbage looper)
Lineage: Eukaryota; Metazoa; Arthropoda; Insecta; Lepidoptera; Noctuidae
Gene: Rrp46
Product: exosome complex component RRP46
Exons: 5
Coding region: 113-778 (221 amino acids)
Biological process (GO): poly(A)-dependent snoRNA 3'-end processing; nuclear mRNA surveillance; rRNA catabolic process
Cellular component (GO): nucleolus; nuclear exosome (RNase complex); cytoplasmic exosome (RNase complex)
Source: RefSeq, a predicted model, not a curated record
AAUUCUGGUCAUGGACUCCCUGUCAAACUGACGUGACGUCAAAUACACGUUUAUUUCAUUUUCACUCGUGUUUUGACUGUUAUUAUUGUAAAAUAAAACAAACCGAUCAAAAAUGGUUAGUGAAAAUACAGACUUGAAAGAUUUUAAGUUAAGGCCAAUGAAAUGCGAGUGUAAUUACCUCAGCAAAUCCGAUGGCUCGGCUAUUUUAUCACAAGGACACACAGUCUCUCUAGUCAGCGUGAAUGGCCCUUUGGAUGUGAAAAUGCAGAGCCAGAGCAUAGAGAAGGCAACACUGGAGGUGCUGUUCAGUAGUAAAGGAGGCAAGCCAACAGUUGGAGACAGGUACAAGGAGCAUGUAAUCAGACAGACCUGUGAAACAGCUAUUCUUGGCAGUCUAUACCCUCGUACUGGGAUCACUGUCACUAUACAGGAGUUGGAGGACCAAGGAGGAUUCCUUGCAUGCUGUAUAAACUGCUCCUGCCUCGCCCUGCUGAACGCGGGGCUCGCGAUGCGCCACACGUUCGCGGCGGUGAGCUGUGCCAUCGACGAGAGCGGCAACAUACAGCUCGACCCCGCUCGCGACCAGCUCGACACAGCUCGCGCUAACAUGACCUUCGUAUUUGAUAGCAGAGAAAAGUCGCUUGUUACAGGUUUCACAGAGGGCAGUUACAGCGAGGACGCGUACAGCGAGGCGGUGGAGCGGUGUCGCGCCGCCAGCCACCUGGUGUUCGCCUUCUACAAGGAGAUCGUUAGCAAAUACUCCAAUGUUAUAGGAUGAUAUAUAAAUAAUAAAUAGUUAUUAAAAAUA